This is a messenger RNA of Coccinella septempunctata (seven-spotted ladybird), 565 nucleotides long. RefSeq lists its product as uncharacterized. NCBI's taxonomy places the organism in Eukaryota, Metazoa, Arthropoda, Insecta, Coleoptera, Coccinellidae. Bases 158 to 496 code for a protein of 112 amino acids. The record is from RefSeq and is a predicted model, not a curated record. The transcript is spliced from 2 exons.
CGAAUGCUACUUAUACAGCCUCGAUUUCCAUGGAAAUAAUUAUUCCGCUUUAUUGUUGACUGCCGCGUAAUACCUUUUUAGCAUUUGUUGAUUUCGUAUAAAAGGGGGAUUAUUGUUUCUGUCCGGUACACAGAUUCACCUGAACCAUAACGCAGCCAUGAAAAUCGUGAUUCUUAUCGCAGCUUUCCUGAUCCUCGCGGUGGCCUUCACCGAGGCCGUGGACGAUGAGGCCGACUGCAAAUGCUGGGAGGACUUCGUACCCGAACUUCACGUCGACCACUAUCAUUGCAGAGGGCUGAAACACAAGAGACUCUUCGAUUGCAACGAGCCAGAACCUCCACGCUGUAAAUGCACAGUUAACGGACAACAAAUGGUGUUGGAUUUGGGCGAAGUUCACUGUGCUGGUGUUAAGGGCGCUGGAAAAGACUGCGACAAUGUUUCCGAAUUCGAGGAGCUGUUCAAGAGGCAUCCACAGCUCAGGCUUCACCAGAAUUGAUGUAUGUUGACGCCGUUGCUUUGUAGGGGUGACCCUGAUGAUUUUGUUGGAAAUAAAUGAUGAAUUGAA